AUGGCUCGCCCGUGCUUGACAAGAGGCUCUGCACGGCUCGCAACUGCCGCGCGGACUCGCCCGAGCCCGCCGACGCCGCCUCCAGCUCUCGCCUCGUCGUCCUCAUCGUCGAGCAGCACCCGUCGCCAUGCGUCGUCCUCGUCCCGCCUGUCCGCCUGGACGACCGCCCUCCCUUCCUCAACCUCGUCCGCCAUCCCAACAGCCAGCUCGAGCGUCCGCCUCGCCGAUCCAGUCAAGUUGCUCUCCUCCGAGAUGAACUUCCUCCGAGCGAACGUGACGUCCCUCCUCGGGUCGAAGCACCCCGCACUCGACACGAUCGCAAAGUACUACUUCCAGGCCGAGGGGAAACAUGUCCGGCCGAUGAUCAUCCUCCUCAUGAGCCAGGCGACGAACGGGAUCAGUCCGAGGUGGGACGAGGUCAGGGAGCGAGAGGACGAGAGGGAGAAGGCGAGGAGGGAAGGGAGAGGGAUGGGCGUUGAUGAGCCCCUCGAGAAGGAGGAGGUCUUGCAGGAUGAGAACCCGACCAUGGUCGAGCGCGCGAGGGACCUCCUCAAGAACCCGCUUUCCGCCUUUUCUUUCCCGUCCGCCUCCUCCCCUUCGACAUCCGAUUCUGCCUCGCUCAAGAUCCUCCCGACUCAGCGACGACUCGCCGAGAUUACCGAACUGAUCCACGUCGCUUCGCUCCUCCACGACGACGUGAUCGACCUCGCCGAAACUCGACGAGCAGCGCCUUCCGCCCCUUCACUCUUCGGCAACAAGCUGUCGAUCCUGGCAGGAGACUUCCUCCUCGCGCGAGCGUCACUCGCGCUCUCUCGACUCGGCAGCAACGAGGUUGUCGAACUCGUCGCGAGCGUCCUGGCCAACCUCGUCGAGGGCGAAGUCAUGCAAAUGAAGGGCAACAUGCCCAAUGCCUCUUCGACCACCUCUCCAACCGCAACCGCCGCCUCGCCCGCCUCCUUCUCCUCCCCGUCCACACAGAACCCCUCCAUCAUCCCCGCCUCCUCUCUCUCCGGCCGCGGCCCAACACCCGAAAUCUUCCACCACUACAUGCGCAAAACGUACCUCAAGACUGCGUCGCUCAUCGCUAAGAACGCACGGGCGGCGACUGUCCUGGGUGGGUGCGGCGUCAAGCAGGGUUGGGCGGAGGGAGAGAAGGUCAAGGAUAUCGCGUAUGAGUAUGGACGGAAUCUGGGUAUUGCGUUCCAGCUCAUCGACGACAUGCUCGACUUCACGGCGACAGCCGCAGACCUCGGCAAGCCCGGUGGAGGCGCAGACUUGAAGCUCGGACUCGCAACGGCGCCGGCGCUGUACGCGUGGGACGAGUACCCCGAGUUGGGCGAGUUGAUCGAGCGCAAGUUUGAGCGCGAGGGGGACGUCGAGCGGGCAAAACACCUCAUCUUGCGUUCUUCCGGCGCCGCCCGCACCUUCACCCUCGCCGAGCAGCACUCGCAAGCGGCCAUCGACGCGAUCCGACGACUGCCCGAAUCCGACGCACGAGAUGCACUGGAAAAGAUCGCGCGGGACGUCCUGACGCGCAAGAAGUGA
Molecule: messenger RNA, 1545 nt
Organism: Rhodotorula toruloides NP11
Lineage: Eukaryota; Fungi; Basidiomycota; Microbotryomycetes; Sporidiobolales; Sporidiobolaceae
Product: hexaprenyl-diphosphate synthase
Exons: 3
Coding region: 1-1545 (514 amino acids)
Biological process (GO): isoprenoid biosynthetic process; ubiquinone biosynthetic process
Cellular component (GO): transferase complex
Molecular function (GO): prenyltransferase activity
Source: RefSeq, a predicted model, not a curated record